Messenger RNA from Exophiala aquamarina CBS 119918, 1692 nucleotides. RefSeq lists its product as uncharacterized. The record is from RefSeq and is a predicted model, not a curated record. The transcript has a single exon. Lineage: Eukaryota; Fungi; Ascomycota; Eurotiomycetes; Chaetothyriales; Herpotrichiellaceae. Bases 1 to 1692 code for a protein of 563 amino acids.
AUGUCGGUCUCCGACCCACAAACAAUAUCUGGCACAUACUACUCGGCUGCACUUUAUCAGAAUCUCCGGCAGAGGGCCAACGCACUUCUGCAAGAACUGAACGCAUUCGAAGCACAUGUUAAGUCUCACAAAAAGGAAAAGGAAGUCGAGAUCAGGGUGUUCAAGCGAGGAAUCGAAUCAGAGGUGAAAUGUCUCCAAAACCUAGCUCCGCUUUUUCCAGAUGAGGAGCAGUCUGAUGCCAUGGCGCAUUCAUGCGCAGGUACAGAUUCACCUCAUUUGCACGUCUUAAAGAGCUCCAAUCUUCCCUUCUACGAAUCAGUGUGGAACAUCGCAAAAAGCUGCAGUCGAGUGACGGCACUAAGUAAAAGAUUCCAUUGGGAGAAAAAAGGCAAGGAUUUUGGCUCAAGUACAGACCAGGGCGGCUCGAGUGGAACGCCACAGCCUGACAAAUCGAAAAGACAGCAUCAGAAAGGUGUUCUGGUCGACAUCGUAGCCAACAAUGGAUUGGAGUGGAUCAAAAUCUCGACCAUCGCAGAGAAAAGACUUCUUUUCGAGAUUGCGAAAGCAGGAUGGGAGUCGUACACCGCCGAUCCAUGUGAGGAUGACUCUAAUGAAAGCCCCAGCCAAAUAGGCGGCACCGGUCAGUCUCCUGCUCAACUAGAGCUGGUUCGUAUGGCUCACGAAUUGCGAGCUGCGUCGAAUUGUGCGAGGGCACAGUUUCAACACCCUCAUGUGCGAUUUGUGUUGCCAAAUAUUAGAGAAGGCCAGAUUGGAGACAUUGAUGCGGUUGUGGCAGAUCUUCGUGCCACAGGUGCAACUGUGCAGUGCUCUCCAACUCUGCCCUCUUCCUGUCUUUUCCCGGACGGUUGCACUCCUGUCCAAAUUGCUAUUCUAGAUCAGCUUUUACCGGGGUAUGGCCAUGUUCAUCUCACAGGCAAGAUCAACUUGGAUUGCACAAUUCUCCUGGCCGUCAUAUCGGAUGUCUCCCAUCUGAGAAGAGAACAUAUACCAUCGAAUCCGCAUGCCCUGAGUGGGGUAUAUCAUUCGGCUAUACUGCGCCAGAUGGAGGCUGAGGAGUCAAGGUCAAUGCUUUGGAACGAUAUCUAUCCAUUGUUGGCUGAUCAGACACUGCAAUGCACCUCGCAGGCAGCCCAGAGGAUGCGAGAGAUUGUGCAAUGCAUGGGGACCCAAUCCGAGCGUGAACGGGCGGAUAUCAUUCUUGGAGAGGGUCACUGUGCCAAAAGAAGUGCACGGGAUCUAAGACAACUUCUUGCUAAGCGGUCGAUCCAUGCUGUUCCGCCUGAUCUCCAGCUUCCGAUCAAAGUGAUUGACUUCGAACCAAAGGAUGUGCUGAACCCCUUGACGCCAGACAGAGAAGAAAGGAAACCAUUCCCCUAUAUAGUUGCAGCGCAAGCGAUGAGUUUGAUGCGCCUCAGUCCCAUUAAUUGCUCUGUUUUUCUGUAUGGGUGGAAGAAGCAGAUUUUGACGUUCACAAGUAACCGUGUCGUGGCAAGCGGGCUUCUGAAGGUGAUUGGUGAGGUCCUUGACCGUCUUGAGUAUGAUGCGAAAUUCAAUGACAAGGACCACGCAAAGUUUUAUGGCCCACAGAUACACAUCUGCGAGACAGCGAGAAGCCUGAUCGGUAAGGCGAAGAACAAAUCGCCUGGUAGAUCAACUUUACAGACGCUAUAA